Molecule: messenger RNA, 519 nt
Organism: Phycomyces blakesleeanus NRRL 1555(-)
Lineage: Eukaryota; Fungi; Mucoromycota; Mucoromycetes; Mucorales; Phycomycetaceae
Exons: 2
Coding region: 1-519 (172 amino acids)
Biological process (GO): regulation of cyclin-dependent protein serine/threonine kinase activity
Cellular component (GO): nucleus; cyclin-dependent protein kinase holoenzyme complex
Molecular function (GO): protein kinase binding; cyclin-dependent protein serine/threonine kinase regulator activity
Source: RefSeq, a predicted model, not a curated record
AUGGGCGAUUUAUUACCAGUCCGGUAUUCACCACGAGGUCAUCGAACAGCACCCGAAUUACUCUAUUUUAUCCACAAAGUCACUUCACAGGCUCGUAUUUCGUGCCAUAUUGCCGUAGUCGCCCUUAUCUACAUUGAACGCUGCAAAGAAGCCUUACCAAGACAUGCAGUAGGCAACCAAGAUACUGCACAUCGAAUUAUUGUAGCCUCUCUCUUAAUUGCUUCCAAAUUCUUACAUGGCACUAGAUGGGCUACAUGCCAACAACAGCCGCCGAAAGAAAAUUCAAAUUCACAAGACGAAGAUGAAGACGAAGAGGUGGAUUUGAGACUCUGUGCAGAUGAAGAUAAACCUUGUUGGUUAACAAAUUGUCGAAUGGCUGGAAUAUGUGGCAUGUAUAGCCUUGAGCAAGUCAACCAGCUCGAGAGAUCAUUCCUCAAUCUUAUCCAACAUCGGUGUUGGGUUGAUGCUGGUGAAGUCCAGGCUUACCUUAUCAGACACCGUCAAGAUCUUCUGCUCUGA